AUGCCUGGCUCCUGGCACUGGAAGAAGCACCUGGGCGAGCGUGGCACGGACGCCUCUCCACCCUGCCAGCCGCAGCUGGGGUUCUCGUGGAAGCGCCUAGCUCCGGAGGGGCGCACGCAGGAAGGACCCCAGCUGUGCUCUGCAUGGCCCUGCCAGGUUCAGAAAGGCCCAGCAGAGAAGGCAGGCUGCCCUGUGCCAGCCCAGAGCUGA
This is a messenger RNA of Rangifer tarandus platyrhynchus (Svalbard reindeer), 210 nucleotides long. NCBI's taxonomy places the organism in Eukaryota, Metazoa, Chordata, Mammalia, Artiodactyla, Cervidae. The record is from the annotation of a GenBank genome assembly.